GUAUAUCGCUGCCAAAUGCGUGUGGAAAUUCGAACAAGAGUGACCUGUAUGAAUACUCACUUUCUUUACCUUCAUCGAAUUUCUCUGGUCGCAGUUGGGUUAUGGCCUUACCAUCGAACAAUGCUUGUUCAACUUCAGUCCUGUAUGGUUUCUCUUACUAUGAUUAGCUCUAUUAUAUUUCAGCUUACAACAUUUCUAACUACAGAAUGGACUAUUGACCUUAUCAUUGAAAUUCUUUCUAUAUCACUUUUUCUUCUUUUGUGCAUAAUUCAAUAUAAUUGUUUUUGGCAUAACACGCAUGGUGUGAAACAUAUAUUGGAAAACCUUCAGUAUGUCUGUAGCGAGUUAAAAGACGAAAACGAAAUUGCUAUAAUAAAAAAAUAUGGACACAUUGCAAAAUGUUUUGCAAUUGUAUUCACAUUGUUGACGAUUUGCGGUUUAUUCAUCUUAACUCUUUUGCCAUUUUUGCCGCGGAUUUUCAGCAUCUUUUCGCUUGUAAAUGAAUCCAAGUCAUAUUGCAAUAUAUAUAUCAGAACUGAAUAUUUUGUUGAUCAAGAAAAAUAUUUUUAUUUUAUUUUGCUGCAUCUGUACGUAGCGCAGUACAUAACAGGAGGUAUAUUAUUAGGAGCAGCAAUAUUGUUGGCAGGAUAUAUUACAUAUUUUUGUGGAUUAUUUAAUAUUGCCAGUUAUCGUAUCGAACAGGCAAUGCAGAUAAUAAAUUGUGACGAAAUAUGUAAUUGGAAGAACAAGAUGGAGAUCGACAAGAAAUUAAGUCAUGCAGUGGACAUUCAUCGCACAGCUCUUGAGUAUGUUCUAUUCCAUGCAUGCAGGCACAUACGCACGUUUACUGAAUUCUAUCUAUAUAACUUCGAGAGAACAUAUUUUCUUAUAAUAGCGAUUAUUGUAAUUUGUUUGAGCCUUCAUCUGUUUGGAAUUUUUCAAGCCUUUUCUUUAUAUAGGAUGGAAGUUUUAGUAUUACACUGUGGUUUUACAGCUUGCACUUUAGCAAGUUCAUUAGCAGUCAACUACAUGGGUCAAGCAAUUACAGAUCACUAUAAUUAUAUAUUUUCAACCGCAUAUAACGUUCGAUGGUACAUUGCACCUGUACGCGUGCAAAGAUUAAUAUUGUUUCUUUUGCAAACCGGCGCUAAGGCAUAUGACAUCAAACUCGGUGGUUUUUGUACACUAUCUUUAGAAAACUUUGCCUCGCUAUCAACUGCAUCAAUAUCAUAUUUUACUGUUAUUUAUUCUAUACACAAGUGAUAUUAAUAUGAAUCGGCUAAUAGUAUGUUAAGAUCAAAUGGUAAACUCGAAGAUAAGUAACUUUCCGUUCUUAAAAGCUUCAUUUUUAAAUAAUUGGUGCCUCAUUUUCAGAAAAUGAAUGAAGGGAAUGAAACAUCUUCAUUAUUUUUAAAUUUUAUUGCUCUUUAUGCACAUCAAGAUAAACACAAAAACUAAAACUGAUUUAAUUUAUAUCUAGUAGUCACCGAUAAUAAAUUUUCUUCUAUUCACACUACUUUGCUAGUAAUAUCAAUUGGUACUAUAAUUAAAUUUUAUAAAAUUGUAGUGUCAUACUACAAGAAACGGAGAGAAUGUUGCUGUAAAUUAGAUGUCAUGCACAAAUAUAUACAGGGAAUAUAUACUGUGGAAUAUA
Messenger RNA from Ooceraea biroi (clonal raider ant), 1654 nucleotides. RefSeq lists its product as uncharacterized. The record is from RefSeq and is a predicted model, not a curated record. Lineage: Eukaryota; Metazoa; Arthropoda; Insecta; Hymenoptera; Formicidae. Gene Ontology annotation, molecular function: odorant binding; olfactory receptor activity. Gene Ontology annotation, cellular component: plasma membrane. Gene Ontology annotation, biological process: detection of chemical stimulus involved in sensory perception of smell; sensory perception of smell.